Oppiella nova is the source of this 633-nucleotide messenger RNA. The record is from the annotation of a GenBank genome assembly. Lineage: Eukaryota; Metazoa; Arthropoda; Arachnida; Sarcoptiformes; Oppiidae.
AUGGAAAGUUGUGUUUGUUUUUGCGGUGAGAAGGCAAGUUCUUCGACGGAUAUUUUAACUCAACAGAUAAAAGGCGAUUUUAUAUUGGAGAAUUUUACAAACUACCCUGCUUCAUGCUGUGAUCAAUGGACCACUAAUGAUUCGGCUGAGAAAAUGUGCAAUGACCCAGGUGACUUAAUCUAUACAGAGGGCUGCAUAUUCGAAAUCAAAAGGAGCCUUACCAAGUAUCUUUUGGCACAAGUUGUUAGCGGCUUCAUUUUGAUGGCAAUCGAAAGUAUGAUUAUAAUGGGCGGAUUCGGUUGGUUAAGAUGCGGAUUUAUAUCAUGGCCACAAGUUCGGACAAUUAGCAACUGGAUUUGUUUUGCAAAUCGAAAUCGUCAUAUGGAUGACAAUGACGAGGAAAUAUCGCACGAUAUGGCGGGUCUUAACCCCGACAUUAUGAAUGAUGAACAAGAUGAAAAUAAUCGAGAACGGAGGAAUAUAUUUAUUGAGGUUCAAAAUCUGAUAAAAGUUCAGUCAGAGUAUGUGGUCCGGGUGUUUGACGCAUGGAAAGAGUCCGACUAUCUAUACAUUCAGAUGGAGUUGUGUUCCGACAUCAAUGAUGUCGUACCCCGGGAUCCAAAUGAGGCCUGA